UUUAGCAAUGAGUUCAAACAAUGAGUCACUUAAUGGCUCAUCAUCUUGUGGAAAACUCGACGUUUCGCAGUACCGAAAAUUUUUGAAUGAAUUACAAAGUCAUGCAAGCGAGCUGUGGAAGACGGCACUGUGUCGUACUCCUACUUCGAAUACAACGGAAUUGCUGGGGGAGCAUAUGAUGAUUCGAAAAUCCUUAUCGGAAAUUGAAAUUAUACAAAAAACAUUUUCACGGAGUUCGGAAAUUGAUUUAACAUACUCGGAACGGCGUAAAGCAGCUUUAGCAGAUUUUCUGCAUUGGGCCAAUAUGGUUGGAAUUUCUCAUUGUUUCGUAGAAAUUGCAUAUGAAGAAAAUAUGGAUGGAUUUGGUUUGAUAAGUUCAGAUUAUGCUCCGGUUGGGUCAGAGUUGUUAAGAGUACCUCGAAAGGCAAUCUUCUCAUUAGACCAGGCUCGACGAUCGUCUUUCUUAAAGUAA
Loa loa (African eye worm) is the source of this 472-nucleotide messenger RNA. RefSeq lists its product as hypothetical. The record is from RefSeq and is a predicted model, not a curated record. Bases 8 to 472 code for a protein of 154 amino acids. NCBI's taxonomy places the organism in Eukaryota, Metazoa, Nematoda, Chromadorea, Rhabditida, Onchocercidae. The transcript is spliced from 2 exons.